This is a messenger RNA of Vigna unguiculata (cowpea), 1776 nucleotides long. RefSeq names its product Rubisco methyltransferase family protein. Gene Ontology annotation, biological process: peptidyl-lysine monomethylation. The record is from RefSeq and is a predicted model, not a curated record. Lineage: Eukaryota; Viridiplantae; Streptophyta; Magnoliopsida; Fabales; Fabaceae. Gene Ontology annotation, molecular function: protein binding; protein-lysine N-methyltransferase activity.
GAAUUUUUAUAGUUGAGAGUUUAAGCUUCCGGUGGUGGUGGCGUUGUCGCAGGGAACCCUUAGAGGAUUGGGUUAUGGGCACUUCGAAGACGGUGAUGUGUUCGCUGACCCACUUGCGCCCGCUAACAUGCGCCGCAUCUGCAUCGGCGUCACGAAUAGUUCCCUACCCACCCGACCUCCUAAAGUGGGUAACCAGAGAGGGCGGGUUCGUCCACCGCGCGCUGGAUAUAGCACAACUCGGUUCAUCCAACGGACUGGGUCUAGUGGCCAAGGACCCGAUUCCACGUGGCAGUGACCUAAUUGUCCUUCCGCACCACCUUCCCCUGCGCUUUACCACUCUUGAACACGACCCUCUGCUGCAUCACUUGGCGCGCCAAAUCCCUGAGGAACUAUGGGCAAUGAAACUGGGUUUGAAGCUUCUGCAAGAGAGGGCAAAAGUUGGGUCCUUCUGGUGGCCGUACAUUAGUAAUCUCCCUGAAACAUUCACCGUGCCUAUUUUCUUCCCUGGGGAGGACAUAAAGAACUUGCACUAUGCUCCACUUCUUCAUCAGGUAAACAAAAGAUGCCGGUUUCUUCUUGAUUUUGAGCAAGAAGUGAAGCGUGCCUUAGCAAGUGUUAAGCCAGAUAGCCAUCCUUUUGGUGGUCAAGAAGUAGAUGCAUCUUCUCUUGGAUGGGCAAUGUCAGCAGUCUCAUCUAGAGCAUUCAGGUUGUAUGGUGAAAAGGAUCAGAAUGGGGACCGAAUUCACAUACCCAUGAUGCUCCCUCUGAUUGAUAUGUGCAAUCAUAGUUUCAAUCCAAAUGCUAGAAUUGUUCAGGAAGAAGAUACCGAUACCAUGAAGAUGCAAGUGAAGGUUGUGGCUGAGACAGCAAUCAAAGAAGAUGACCCUCUGUUACUUUCUUAUGGCAGUUUAAACAAUGAUUUUUUCCUUCUUGAUUAUGGAUUUGUGAUUCACUCAAACCCUUUUGAUUGUAUUGAGCUCAAAUAUGAUGGUGCUCUUUUGGAUGCUGCAAGCACUGCGGCUGGAGUUUCUUCACCAAAUUUCUCAGCACCUGCUCCGUGGCAGGAACUGAUUUUAUCUCAGUUGAAUCUAUCUGGAGAAACUCCAAAUCUCAAGGUGAGCUUAGGUGGUGAAGAAACAGUAGAUGGCCGCUUGGUGGCUGCAUUGCGAGUAGUCCUUUCGAGUAAUGUGGAAACUGUGCAGAAGUAUGAUCUCAGUACCCUCAAGUCUUUGGAUGUUGAGGCUCCUCUCGGUGUUGCACAUGACAUAGCUGUAUUUCGCACCCUAAUUGCUUUGUGCGUCAUUGCACUGGAACACUUUCCGACCAAAAUAAUGGAUGAUGAAUCUCUGUUAAAGCAGGGUGCUUCAGGUUCAACCGAGUUAGCCAUUCAGUACAGAAUCCAAAAGAAAUGCGUGAUUAUUGACGUAAUGAAAAAUCUCUCAAGGAGGGUAAAGCUUCUAUCAUCAAAGGAAACAGCUACCGCUGAAGGCUGAGUGUAACGUGCUCUAAAGUGAAUGCUACGCUCACAAUGAAUCCACUUUCAGCUGAAUGCGGCGCUUAUUCAAACACACGUUGGGUGAUUAAGUUGAACGUGCCGCUCAUUCUAUGAUUGUGAACGAUUUGUUAUUUGCUUGCUGUUAUGAAUAUCCCUUUUUCCUUUCAUUCUCUUUUUGAUUUGUUUGCUAUGUUACUGGAGAGUGUAAUUUUGAUUGACCUAGUUACUUAAGCCGUUUGACAAUUUUCUGCUGAAAUAUAAGCAGUGCUAAUUUUGUUUUA